Molecule: messenger RNA, 5297 nt
Organism: Alexandromys fortis (reed vole)
Lineage: Eukaryota; Metazoa; Chordata; Mammalia; Rodentia; Cricetidae
Product: CMRF35-like molecule 5
Exons: 5
Cellular component (GO): plasma membrane
Molecular function (GO): transmembrane signaling receptor activity
Source: RefSeq, a predicted model, not a curated record
UUUUUUAAUAUUUAUUUAUUUAUUAUGUAUACAAUAUUCUGUCUGUGUGUAUGUCUGCAGACCAGAAGAGGGCAGCAGACCUCAUUACAGAUGGUUGUGAGCCACCAUGUGGUUGCCGGGAAUUGAACUCAUGACCUUUGGAAGAGCAGGCAAUGCUCUUAACCACUGAGCCACCUCUCCAGCCCAAAGAGCCAACUCUUAUCUCAUUGAUUCUUUGUAUUGUUUUCUUUGUUUCUAUUUUGUUGAUUUUAGCUCUCAAUUUGAUUAUUUCCUGCUGUCUAGUUCUCUUGGGUGAGUUUUCUUCUUUGUGUUCUGAAGUUUUCAAAUGUUCUGUUAAUUCAUUUGUAGUGGAAUUUUUCCAGCUUCUUUAUGUAGGCAUUUAGUGCUACAAACUUUCCUCUUAACACUGCUUUCCUUGUGUCCCAUCAAUUUGGGUAUGUUGUGUGGUCAUUUUCAUUGAAUUUUAGGAAGUCUUUAAUUUCUCCCUUUAUUUCUUCCUUGACCCAUUGAUGAUUCAGGUGAGCAUUGUUUAAUUUCCACGUGUUUGUGGGCUUUCUGGAAUUAGUGUUGCUGUUGAAUUCUAGUUUUAAGUCAUGGUGAUCUGAUAAGAUACAUGGGGUUAUUCCUUUUUUUUAUUUGUGGAGGUUUGUUUUGUUACCGAGUAUGUGGUCAGUUUUUGAGAAGGUUCCAUGAGGUGCUGAGAAGAAGGUAUAUAUUUUUUUCUGUUUGGAUGAAAUAUUCUAUAGAUGUCUGUUAAGUCCAUUUGAAUAAUAACAUCUGUUAAUUCCCUUAUUUCUCUGUUCAUUUUUUUGUCUGAUUGACCUGUCCAGUGGUGAGAAUGGAGGGUUGAAGUCUUCCACUAUUAGUGUGUGGAGUUUAAUGUAUAAUUUAAGCUUUAGAGUGUUUCCUUUACAUAUGAGGGUGCCCUUGUAUCUGGGGCAUAGAAGUUCAGUAUUGAGAUUUUCUCUUGAUGGAUUUUUCCUGUGACUGUUAUGAAAUGUCAUUCUUUGUCUCUUUUGAUUGAUUUUAGUUUGAUAGCUAUUUUGUUAGAUAUUAGGAUAGCUACACCUGCUUGUUUCUUAGGUCCAUUUGAUUGGAAUUUUUUUUCUCAACCCUUUAUUCUGAGACGAUGUCUGUGUUUGAAGUUGAGAUAUGUUUCCUGUAUGCAGAAGGAUAGAUUUUUUUUCGUAUCCAAUCUGUUAGCCUAUGUCUUUUUAUAGGUGAGUUGAGUCCAUUUAUAUUAAUGGAUUUUAUGACCAGUGAUUGCGAUCUCCUGUUAAUUUAGUUUUCAUUGUAAUGGUGUUAAUUUGUGUAUUUUCCCCUUCUUUGGGAUUUGCUGCUAUGAGACCAUCAAUUGUCUGUGUUUUUGUUGAUGUAGUCAUCUUCCUUAGGUUGGAGAUUUCCUUCUAGUAUUUUGUGCAGGACUGAGUUUGUAGCUAAUUAUUUGUUAAAUCUGGUUUUGUCAUGGAAUAUCUUGUUUUGUUCUUCUAUAGUGAUUGAAAGUUUUGCUGAGUAUAGUAGUCUGGCCUGGCAUCUGUGGUCUCUUAAUGUCUGCAUAAUGCUUGACCUUCUGGCUUUCAUUGUUUCCAAUGAGAAGUCAGGUGUAAUUCUGACAGGUCUGCCUUUAUAUGCUACUUGGCUUUUGUCCUUUGCAGCUCUAAAUAUUCUUUCAUACUCUGUAUGUUUAGUGUUUUGAUUAUUAUGUGGUGAGGGGACUUUUUUAAUCUAGUCUCUUUGGUGUUGAGUAAGCUUCUUGUAUCUUCAUAGGCAUAUCUUUUUUUAGGUUGGGAACGGUUUCUUCUAUGAUUUUGUUAAAUUUAUUUUCUGUGCUUUUGAGUUGAAUUUCUUCUCCCUCUUCUAUACUUAUUAUUCUUAGUUUUGGCCUUUUCAUGGUGUCCCAUAUUUCCUGGAUAUUUUCGAUUAAGUUUUUGUUAGGUUUAAUGUUUUCUUUGACUGAUGAGUCUACUUCCUCUAUUGUAUGUUCAGCGCUUGAGAUUCUCUCUACCAUCUCUUGUAUUCUGUUGUUCAUGCUUGCAUUUGUGGUUCUUGAUCAUUGUCUCAUGAGUUCUGUUUCUACAAUUCCUUUGGCUUGCAUUUUCUUUAUUGUCUCUAUUUCAGUUUUCAAGACUUGAAUAGUUUCUUUCAAGUGUUUGAUUGCUUUUUCUUGGUGUUCUUUAAGGGAUUUGCUAAUGUCUUCCAAGUUUUUGUUUGUCUUUUCCUCCAUUUCUUUGAGGGAAUUUCUCAUUUUCUCUUUAAGAGUUUCAAACAUUCUUCUGAAGUUAUUUUUAGGUCAUUUUUUUCUGCUUCAUCUAUACUUGGUUGUUCAGGUCUUGCUGUUGUAGGGUCUUUAGGUUUUUACUGGUGUCGUGUUGUUCUUUGUGGUGUUGCUUGUGCUCUUACAUUUUCUACUCAUCUUUUCCUCUAAUAGGUGUGGUAGGGGCUGGCUGUGAUUCUGUUGAAUAAUCUUCUAGGUGUCAGUGAAUCCAAAACUCAGGUGGUUGUUUCUCAUGUUACAGUCAGUGCCACAGUUCUAGUUACCCCAUUGGUCACUCUGUGUUCCUAGAGAUCUCCCAGCACUCCCAGACUUUACUCCCCUCCCUUGGAUUUUACUGUCUCAGGCCUGCUCAAGCCUGGGUUGUUGGCUCAGACCUGUUUCUGUAAAUGUCCCUAGUCUGGGUCUCUUCCUGCAGAGGUCUCUGGCUUGGGGUUGGUCCUGUAAAGAACUCUGGCUCUGGUCUACUCCAUCAGAGUUCCCAGACUCAGGUGCACCCAGACCUACAGAGCUCCUGGCUCAGGCUUACUCCCUCAUGGGUCCCAGACUCACUCUCGGACCUGCAGAGGUUUUUGGUUCCUGCAUAUUCCCUUUGAUGUCCCAGACCAAGGCUUUCCAUCAGCAUAUAGAGCAUAUGAGAGCAUGCCCAGCUGAAUGGGUAACUUAAAGGCUACUGGCUGUAGGAAUUCCAACAGCAACUAGAUAAUUACAGCUUUACAAUUUUCCUUGUCACAAAAGAGAUUUAAAGUUCAUAAAGGUUGAGAAAUAUAAAACCAUAAGUUUUCUUUCUAAGAAAAUGUUUUAAGGUUUAAAAGAAUAUUUUUAGACUGGUAAUACAAAACUUCAUGAUAGGAAGUGAUUUAGGUAUAAAACUUUGGACUCAUCAAGAUAGGCUAGAUAAUAGAAUACCUUCUCCAAAGUUGCCAAAUACAAGUGGACUGGACAUUGGGUAUGUAAAUCUUACCUGAUAAUGGUUUUUAUUGUAUAUAGUUUAUUGAUGUUAGAGAAAGAGAAUUUUUUUGGGUUUCUAAAAGGGGAAAAUGUUGGAAUAAUCUUUCUAUAUACUGUGUGAAGAUGAAUCUCUCGCCUUCCUCAAUGAUUGGCUUAAUGAAGACCUGAAUGGCCAAUAGCUAGACAGAAGAGAUUAGGCAGGAUCUGGGCAGAGAUAGGAACUCUGAGAGAGAAUUGGAGGGACACAAGACUCUCCAGUCAGACAUGGAGAAUGUCAGGCUUAGGAUACUGAGGAGAGGAACAAGCUAUGUGACAGAUUGUAGAUUAAUACAAAUGCAUUGAUUUCAGCAUUAACAGCUAGUAGGGAACAAGCCUAAGCUAAGGUCAAACUUUCACAAUUUAUAAAAAGUCUCUGUGUUAUUAUACGGGAGCUGGCAGCCCACAGAUAGGUCUGUUACAUGUUCUCCUUACCUAUGAUCCCUUGCAACUCACGCACGUCCCAGGUAAGCAGAGGGGUUUGCUGUAUUCCAUAGAUGGCAUCUCUCUCUAUUGUCCCGUCUAUCUGUGUCUCCCCUUGGGAGUCACACCCAUUGUUCAAAUUCUGAUUGAUCUAUCAUGGCAUCUGUCUAGUAGAGGAAGUUCCUUGUUCGUCUAGCUGUACCAGACAGACAAUGACUUGGUCAUAACAAAGACUGACAUCCUCUUUCUCGAAAUAUGCAAAAUUGAGAAGUUGUCAAGGAAGUGAAUUAUUUAAAGGAAAUUCAAGCCGAGCUUCAAGUUCUUGCAGGUUGCUAGCUUCUGUCGCCACAAAGGACAGGAGAGAAGACAGGAUCAUGUGGCUGCUGACUGCUCUGCUCUUCUUCCUCGCAGGCUUCUCCACUGCUCAGGAUGGAAUCACAGGUCCAAACACGGUAAAUGGUCAUGAGCGGGGCUCCUUGACUGUGCAGUGCCGUUAUGACUCCUUCUGGAAGAAUUACAAGAAGUACUGGAGCCAAGGAGCUGAUUGGAAUACAUGUGAGAUUCUGGUUAAAACGGAUAUGGAGCAGUUGGUGAAGAAGGACCGUGUGUCCAUCAGGGAUGACCAGACAGACUUCAUCGUGACAGUGACCAUGGAGGAGCUGAGGAUAAGCGAUGGCGGCGUUUACUGGUGUGCAAUUGAAAAAGCUUUUAAUGAUCCAAAUUUUAAAGUUAAUGUGAACAUUGACCCAGGCUUCUCCACUGCUCAGGAUGGAAUCACAGGUCCAAACACGGUAAAUGGUCAUGAGCGGGGCUCCUUGACUGUGCAGUGCCGUUAUGACUCCUUCUGGAAGAAUUACUAGAAGUACUGGAGCCAAGGAGCUGAUUGGAAUACAUGUGAGAUUCUGGUUAAAACGGAUAUGGAGCAGUUGGUGAAGAAGGACCGUGUGUCCAUCAAGGAUGACCAGACAGACUUCAUCGUCACAGUGACCAUGGAGGAGCUGAGGAUAAGCGACAGCGGUGUUUACUGGUGUGCAAAUGAAAAAGCUUUUCAUGAUCCGAAUUUUAAAGUUAAUGUGAACAUUGACCCAGCCCCAGAAAUUUCAACUGAAAUAACAACAGUCGUGGUACCCAUUGUGACAACCACACCAUCAACCUGGGAGAACAUGAGCAACCAUGGAGAGAAUCAAACCAGCACCGUCACCUGGUCCCUGCUAAGCAGCAUCUACUUCAAGAUCCUGGUCUUUCUGGAGUUACCCCUGGUCCUGAGCAUGCUCAGUGCUGUCCUCUGGGUGAACAGACCUCAGAGGUGCUCUAGGGGAGGUGAAGUCGGCCUGGGGAAGGUCCAGAGUUCUGAUGCCGCGAACAGAGGGGAAACCUUCCAUGAAGAAGGAAAAUAAUCUCUCUCUCUUUGGUGUGUGUGUGUGUGUGAGAGAGAGAGAGAGAGAGAAUAUGUGUGUGCGCGCACACGCAUGUAUGCAUAUGUGUAUUUAGGGAACAAAGUCUGGAGUCAUUCCACUGAUGUCUGAGACAUAAUUUCUCAUGGGCCUGGUUUCAUACAGCUGGUUUCUACAGCUGGUUUCAGGUCAGCCAGGCAUACAUAGCUAGACCCUGUCUC